AAAAAAAAAUCAGAGACAAGUGCUGAUCACAUGGUACAUCAGCUGUUGAACCCUCUCCAUGUGCUGCUGGACAUGUGUGCGCACACCCCUGCCUCUCUUCAGGGCAUUUAAACCACAGCUGCCACCGGAGCCCCUGGUGCAAGGAGCGGGCCUUCUCCCUUUCGCUUUUCUGCCCUGGAGACCCGGGAGGCCUGCACCUACCUCUCCCCCCCAGCCCAUGGGGACUCUGGUGGCCAAACUGCUCCUGCCCACGCUCAGCAGCCUGGUCUUCCUCCCCACGGUCAGCAUUGCUGCCAAGAGGCAGUUCCACAUGGAGGCCAUGGUCUACCUCUUCACCAUGUUCUUUGUGGCGCUCUACCACGCCUGCAACGGGCCCGGCCUGUCGGUUCUCUGUUUCCUGCGCCACGACAUCCUGGAGUACUUCAGCGUCUACGGGACGGCCCUGAGCAUGUGGGUGUCACUGAUGGCACUGGCUGACUUCGAUGAGCCCAAGCGGUCGACUUUAGUCAUGUUUGGCGUCCUGACCAUCGCCGUGCGGACCUACCAUGACCGCUGGGGCUAUGGGGUGUACUCGGGGCCCAUCGGCACAGCCGUCCUCAUCAUCACGGCCAAGUGGCUGCAGCAGAUGAAGGAGACGAGGCGCCUGUAUCCCGACAAGAGCGUGUACACCCAGCAGAUAGGCCCCGGCCUCUGCUUUGGGGCCCUGGCUCUCAUGCUGCGCUUCUUCUUUGAGGACUGGGAUUACACCUACGUCCACAGCUUCUACCACUGUGCCCUGGCCAUGGCCUUCGUCCUGCUGCUGCCCAAGGUCAACAAGAAGGCUGGAAGCGCGGGGCCCCCCACCAAGCUGCACUGCUCCACCCUCUGCUGUGCUUGUAUCUAACUGUGCCUCCCCGGCUCCAGGCCCCUGCCCCGCCCCGUCCCAGGCCUGGCGAGAGUCCUCCGUCCUUCCCGACCUGGAGAAGCGCCCCUCCUCGAUCCUGAGGAGUCUCCAGGGCUGUGGGAAGCGCCCCACUGAGCGCUUCUUGAGAAUCCACUUCUGAGGUUUCUACUGGGUACUAAGAACCAUGCUGGAAAGGAAAGAACUUUCUCCCUCCUCCUAGGCCGAGGUCCCGACGAGUGCGUAUGUCUGCAGAACCCUGGAGCCCGCGUCUGUCCCCCCCCCGCCUCUUCGUCCCAACCCCAAGGGGGUCUGCCGCCACCCCAGUCCCGUGUGCUCCCCUUGGAAACAGGGAUUCCCACCCCUGACCUGUGCCCUCAGGCUCUGCGCGCCAGGGCCAGCGGGGCCACUCUGUCCCCGGCUCAGGCCUGCCUGCCCCUUGGCGCCCCUCCAGCCGGGUCCCUGAAUCAAGCC
Aethalodelphis obliquidens (Pacific white-sided dolphin) is the source of this 1354-nucleotide messenger RNA. It is a transcript of the gene MYMK, whose product is annotated as myomaker, myoblast fusion factor. NCBI's taxonomy places the organism in Eukaryota, Metazoa, Chordata, Mammalia, Artiodactyla, Delphinidae. Bases 59 to 883 code for a protein of 274 amino acids. The record is from RefSeq and is a predicted model, not a curated record. The transcript has 5 exons. Gene Ontology annotation, cellular component: membrane.